This is a messenger RNA of Ornithodoros turicata, 2503 nucleotides long. RefSeq lists its product as uncharacterized. The record is from RefSeq and is a predicted model, not a curated record. Bases 128 to 2431 code for a protein of 767 amino acids. NCBI's taxonomy places the organism in Eukaryota, Metazoa, Arthropoda, Arachnida, Ixodida, Argasidae. The transcript is spliced from 6 exons.
UGGGCGCGCUUAAAGCGAUGUCGUUUCGUGCUCGGCAAUGGCAGACGACAGGUAUCAAAAUUGAGCACCAGAAUGACAUGCGCCAAUGGCUUCCUAAUGGCAGCACUCCGCAAGGAGUCCUGGCGUCAUGAGCACCAGGACAGCCGCAGACGAGGCUAAAGGACCAUCCAGCUUCGACUUGAAAGAUGAUGGUGAAUCAUCUAGAAUCGACUUGCAUCCAGUGACAUCAGAGGGAUUCUCCGCCUUCUCAAUCAGCGAAGAUGACCUUAUAAAGGAUCUCAUUCGAGUCAAAGAAUGUCUUGAAGCGUCUGUCGGCGCCAUGCAGAAUGGUGAUGGAGAACAGAAAGAAAAGGGCAGUGAAGAAAUUACCGUGGACGUCCCGCAAAAGCCCGCGAAGGAUGAAGCCAACCGAGAGCUUCGCUUCCAGAUCAUGCAAGAUCCUUCACGUUCUGGCAGUGGUUCCUUCAAGCUAUGCCAGUGCAAACGCAGGCAACACAAUUGUAAACGUGCCCAUCGAAAGCCGUCUGGGCACAGGUGCAGUCGCCGAGUGAAUUCGUCGCACGACAGGCCGUGUAACUGCCCGUCAGGAGAUCGAAGCAGUUCCAGGUCCAGCAGGAGGUCUUACCCCGAUUCCUGCCGCAGUUGUUCACACAAAUCGGCGGACAUGCCCCGACCCGAAAAAAAGGGAGGCGGCUCUCGAAAGGACGGGCGCAGACAAAAGACCACGGUAACCAGGACAAGGCAAGACGAAGACGCACCCGACAUGUUCAGGAGGUACAGGAGUAGUUAUUCUUCUUCCGAAUCAUACUCGGAGGAAGAAGAACGUACCGAUCAGGAAUACGACCUCAGGAAUGACGAAAGUAAUGUCGCGCCUGAAGACGAACGGAAAAAGGACCGCAAAAGAAUCAAAGGUACGACGAAGUACGAAGGUUCCAAAUAUCCCGACGGGAGGACCCGCGUCGAAGGUAGGUCUAAAAAACAGUACAGGAAGAUGGACAGGAACAACCUCGAGGAAGCGACGUUCGAAAAGCAUGUUCUCGAACUGAACUUUCCAAAAUCGCCAGGGAUGACCAGUAUAUCUAACCUCCUUCAACAGCGCAGGGACGAAGAAGACGAAGGUGAGGACGAACAAUCACCACGAAAGUUUGUGCAUCAAAUUCGACCGGGUCAAACUUGUGAGCUACAGACGGAGGGGCAGGUUAUUCGCGUUCGCUUGCCAGAGAAGAACAAGAUGACUGUGGAACACGUCAUUCAGCCCAGAGAAGACGCCCAAGAGAUGGAUGAGAGACGCUUUCAGCAAACCGGUGAGAGAAGAAGACAAAGAAAGAAGAAUGCAAUUCAAGAAGCAGACGAAAUAGACAGCGGCGAUGAUGUGUGCUCCGAGAAAACGAAGAAAGGUCAACCGGCGUACAGAUGUGCUUACAAGGACGACAGGAAGGAUAGCUCGAAACGAAGUACCCCUAGGCAAAAGAACACUCUUGUAAGACGCAUCAGGGACAAUAGCAACAGAAGGGGAGCUAACAAAAGGUCGCAAUGCGCUCUGGUUCGAGCUGCAAAGGGUGGCUCAGAGUCACCGUCGUCGUCAGGCAGUGACAGCCACGAAGACAACGACAUAGUUCGUCGGAGACAUUCACCGCCUUGCAAGAGGAAUCCUCGGAAGGGCGAAGGCGAGAAGGACGUCGACGACGAUGAAAGUGACGACAACGUCUGUUUCCUUUCUUCGCUGAAGAAUUCCCGUUGUCACGGCAGGUGUGGGGCGUCGAGAGGUCCUGGUGAGGUUGGCUUCAGCAUCAGAGAGACCAGGAGAGUCGGUCGUCAUCGAGGCGAAGAAUCCGACGACGACGAUGUCGAUCCCGGUGGCCGUGAGGUGGCUUCGCCGAGGACACCGAGGAGCAGAGAUGGUGACGUGCCACGGUUGAAGGUCUCCAGUACGGUGUCGCUGAACAAGGAUAGGAACGGACGGAACGGGAAUUCGUUUCGUGUCGUGUUCACGGAUUCCAAAUUGAACACAGAGCUGAGAUACAUUCUUCAGGAUGGUCACGGCACCACGAGACGCCAGUCCAACUUAAUCAUCACUACCGAAGACAACAGCGAUCAAACACGCCGCUGCCAGGACAAGAAGGCCACUGCAGAACGAAGGGACGGUGACCCACCAGCUCAGAAUGAGAGGAGGAGUCAAAGAGGAGUCGCGCAGCACCGUCACAGUGACUGCACGAUAGCCAGAGUCAAAGAACUAUCCCGAAGGACACCUUCGGAUCUCAUCUCCAGUAGCUACUACUCGUCAACCCACGAGUCCAGUCUGGUUUUGAACGACAAAAAGAAGGGAUGCAAGGUGUGCGACGCCGUGUCAGCAAUUAACAAAGGUUCCAAGAGGGACGUCUGCCUUCAUGACGGCAAGAGGCAUCGUCGGCUGCAUCAGCACAAAAGAUAGCAGAAGACCUGUGGACAGCGCUUCGGUUUCCAGCGUGAAAAAUAUAAAUAUCGCACGUCCGCUAUCAAAGCA